AUGGCGAGAGCCAAGCUAGGUGCCAAGUCCAUCCGUGGCCAAAUAUCUGCACCCAUCCCGGUUCCCGACUCGUACGAGGAACAUGUAGAGCCCACGCAGCUACACCAGUCUCGUGAAGCGGCUCAACAACUUGGCAGCAGAAGCAAACCCCAGAACCAAAACACCAAGACCGCCGAUGACUCUACUGUUCUAUCCAAAGUACAGUCUGGAGCCCAGAGGGUGACUAUCGAUAAAGCUGCGGAUCGCAGCCCUACACCUGAAGCUGGCAAACGUCUUUCCAAAUCACUGGCAAAAGAGGCCCCGGUUCGCAAAAGGUCACCAAUCCGCAAUGUACUGGGGCGUCUCUUCGGUAGACGAAAGAAGACACCUAGUCAGCUCACAACGGCGUCGGAGCCUGUCCACCGUUCUAGUGCCCCUCCGCAACAAGUGGGUAAAAAUGAAAAGGACGAUCCACCACGAGGCUCCGGAGCCAGCCGAUCGACUUCUCUGCCGGUUACCGAAUAUGACAGAGCUCUUCGUUCCCAUUCCAUCGGCCUCGAUGAUGUCAUUGCUAUCCAAAGCGCACGAAACUCUGUCGCCAUGGAUCAGACUCACACUAAAAAACGAAGCGGCGGUAACACCAGUCCUUAUCCGUUGGGGGCUCGUUAUAUCGGCGACGGGAAGCUGGCUGGCCUCUGCCCACGGCCCGCAAGCGUCAAUGACAGGGAUCUUCACAGCUCAGCAGUCUUGAGCGAUGACCCUGACGAGAUCGGACGUGCCAUCACCAGUGACGCGGGUGGGCUGAAGCGCCGUUCCAGAAGCAUGUCCGCAAUGUCUUUCUUCGAAGCCAACCAAGAGGAGAACCGUCGACGAAGCCAAGAGAUGAGGGACCUGCGGGAUAGCUGCUACGUCGAGGAUGCUCUUUCGCCGCUGUCUUCCGAAUUCCCUGAGGACGAUGCCUUGGCUACGUUCAAUCUUGAUCUGCCGAAUCCACCACGCCCAUCUGCUCCCGAACCGACUACACCAGGACCGUUCAUGUUUGGCAAUCUCAUCUCCGAGGAGGAAGCCGCCAACAGACAGCAAGUGGAGGAGGUCACGCUCAACUCGAGGGUCAAUGGCAUCGAGAAUAGGCUGCAUGUUCUGGAGGACUCUGUGUCCUUGCUCAGAUACAAGGCGAACCCGUACGGAAACGUGGGCUGGAAACCUAGCGAUGCGGCACUGCCGGCCGGAUUGGGCAUUCAAACUUCAUAUUCAUACCCGACUACCAGAAAUCCUCACCACAGCCUCUCCAUGGGAAUAGCGCCGACAUCCACGCGCCCUUCCACGGGCCAUUCUGAUGACGUCUUCACGGAGUCUCCCUCUCACAACGGCGGCAAACACAGCAGCAGCUACACUACCCAGCAGCCCGCGCUUCCCAAGGCCGCCCGUCCAACUUCCGAGGACACUCUUCUCGGUCAAAACAGCCAGAAAGCUCCCUCGCAGCGUCAUGGCUCGUCUCUCAGCGAGGAGCAGUACACAGCCAUCCUCGGCCUCCUCGAGACGGAGCGCUCUGCGCGGGUCCUGCUCGAGGCCCAGGUGCAGCAGCUCACGCGGCAGCUCAACAUGCUCCUCAGCAAUCAGCGGCGAUCCGACCACAAGUCUUCCGCACCGCCAGCGCCCGUGUCGGUGUUUGAGUACGACGCCGACGAGAGCGAAUCCAUGGGCAGCAGCAGCGCGCGCUACAACGUCUGGCACCCGCAGCCGGGGUACUCGCUCGACGACUCGGGCAUCGACCCGGGCAUGGCGCAGCACGCCGCGGCCGCGACGGGCCAUGCGUACGACGAUGAUGACACCGAGUCGGCCUCGCAGGUAUACGCGACGCCGAACGAGGAAACGCAUGCGGCGUCGACGGGGGCGUUUGGCGUGUACCCCGACGCGGAGCAGCAGGAGGAGAGCGGUUCGAGGCCGAGGACCCUGUCGCUGUCGAGAAUGACGAUGGGUCAUAUUCCGACGGCGGUCAUGUAA
Akanthomyces muscarius is the source of this 1983-nucleotide messenger RNA. RefSeq lists its product as uncharacterized. The record is from RefSeq and is a predicted model, not a curated record. The transcript has 2 exons. Bases 1 to 1983 code for a protein of 660 amino acids. NCBI's taxonomy places the organism in Eukaryota, Fungi, Ascomycota, Sordariomycetes, Hypocreales, Cordycipitaceae.